CAACAACACUUUUACAUCUCUCUCAAACCAUCGACUUUUCUCUUAUCUCUCUUUGUCUGCUUGAGUUUCAUUUCUUGGUGAGAAGAAAUGGCUGGUGAGUUGGGAGAACCGGGGAGUUCCAUGCAUGGAGUCACUGGAAGAGAACAAUCUUAUGCUCUCUCUGCGGAAUCGGUUGAGACCGAUAAAACGGCACAUUUCGACUUGCCUGUUGAUUCAGAACAUAAAGCAACAAAGUUCAAGCUUUUCUCAUUUGCUAAUCCACAUAUGAGAACUUUCCAUCUCUCAUGGUUGUCUUUCUUUACUUGCUUUGUCUCAACAUUUGCAGCAGCUCCGCUUGUUCCUAUCAUUAGGGACAAUCUCAACUUAGUAAAAGGUGAUGUAGGUAACGCUGGAGUUGCCUCCGUCUCGGGAAGUAUCUUUUCUAGGCUUGCCAUGGGAGCAGUGUGUGAUCUAUUAGGGCCAAGAUACGGUUGUGCUUUCUUGAUGAUGCUCUCCGCACCAACUGUGUUUUGCAUGGCUCUAGUGGGAACUCCAGGCGGUUACGUAGCUGUUCGGUUCAUGAUCGGGUUUUCUCUUGCUACAUUCGUUUCUUGCCAGUACUGGAUGAGUACUAUGUUCAACAGUAAGAUCAUUGGAACAGUCAAUGGUACCGCCGCAGGGUGGGGAAACAUGGGUGGUGGAGCAACUCAACUUAUAAUGCCUGUGCUUUACGAGAUAAUCAGAAAAGCCGGGGCCACCCAAUUCACAGCGUGGCGUAUUGCAUUUUUCAUCCCUGGUUGGAUGCAUAUCAUUACAGGGCUCAUGGUUUUGAUCCUUGGACAAGAUCUUCCUGAUGGAAAUCUUAAAGCUUUACAAAAGUCAGGAACCGUUGCCAAAGACAAGUUCUCCAAGGUACUUUGGUAUGCUGUAACAAACUACCGGACAUGGAUCUUUGUACUGCUUUACGGUUACUCUAUGGGUGUUGAAUUAUCUACCGAUAAUGUCAUCGCCGAGUACUUCUUUGACAGGUUUGAUCUAAAGCUCCACACAGCUGGUAUUAUAGCUGCUGCUUUUGGUAUGGCCAACUUCUUUGCUCGCCCAAUUGGUGGAUAUCUCUCAGACAUCGGUGCACGUAGAUGGGGAAUGAGGGCUAGACUAUGGAACCUAUGGAUCCUCCAAACAGCAGGAGGUCUCUUUUGCGUAUGGCUUGGUCUUGCAGAUUCACUUGUCGUCUCUAUCGUGGCUAUGAUUGCUUUCUCCAUUUGCGCUCAAGCUGCAUGCGGGGCUACGUUCGGUGUCAUUCCAUUCAUUUCUCGACGAUCAUUGGGUGUGAUUUCAGGUUUAACCGGUGCUGGUGGUAACUUUGGUUCAGGAUUAACCCAAUUCCUUUUCUUUACAAGUUCAAGUUAUUCAACUGCCAAAGGACUCCAAUACAUGGGAAUAAUGAUUAUAGCUUGCACCAUGACAGUACCCUUUGUACACUUUCCUCAAUGGGGAAGUAUGUUCCUACCUGCAUCUAAAAGGAUAGUAGAAGAGGAUUACUACGGAAAAGAAUACACCAAGGAGGAACAAAAUCUGGGAUUGCAUGAAGGUAGUAUCAAGUUCGCCCAGAAUGCUAGGGCGGAGCGCGGUGGUCGUGUCGGCUCUGCACCAACCCCACCAGGAGCUACACCAACACAUCUCUAGAAAACACUGUGCCAAGGGUGAUUCUUGUUUGUCUAUUUUUAACACUUUGUUUUUUUUUUGUUGUUUUACUUUAAUUACGUACAGCAUGCAAAAAAAAAAAGAAUAAUUUCUUUGAAAAACAAAAAUGGUGCAUCAAAAUUCUGAGAAACUUCAAAGAGGAGGGUUGAGAUAAUACGUUAUUUUUGAGUUGUUGUUUCUUUGUAAUCUGAGUCUUGUGAAAGUAAAAACUCAGGCUAAUUGUGUACUACUACGACAUGGUUUAAUUUUCUGUUAAACACUGUUUUGGAAUCUUUCUUGUGAUUUUUGAAGUGAAAACAAAGUUUGGGUUUUUA
Messenger RNA from Papaver somniferum (opium poppy), 1997 nucleotides. Its product is annotated as high affinity nitrate transporter 2.4-like. Gene Ontology annotation, molecular function: nitrate transmembrane transporter activity. Gene Ontology annotation, cellular component: plasma membrane; plant-type vacuole membrane. Gene Ontology annotation, biological process: cellular response to nitrate; nitrate transmembrane transport. NCBI's taxonomy places the organism in Eukaryota, Viridiplantae, Streptophyta, Magnoliopsida, Ranunculales, Papaveraceae. The transcript is spliced from 2 exons. Bases 88 to 1665 code for a protein of 525 amino acids. The record is from RefSeq and is a predicted model, not a curated record.